AUGAGGGCAUACUGGUACGACAACCAAGAGGGCGACCAGCGCCUCACGCACGACUCAGGUCGUGAAGUCCCCGAGCCAUACCUCGCCAGUCUGGGAGUCUUGUAUUAUCACUGCCCCGAUGUGUCGACAGUCGACCAGAUCGCCAAAGAUCGCCACUAUAAAAACCGUGAUGAAAUCACCGUCUCCCCUGGCGCAAUGGGUGAGAUCUACGAAGACAAAGUGAAGUCGUUCUUCCACGAACACCUGCACGAAGACGAGGAGAUCAGAUACAUUCGUGAUGGUGCAGGCUACUUCGACGUUAGAAGCAAAGAUGACGCCUGGGUGCGCAUAAGGCUAGUGAAGGAUGACUUGAUCGUUCUGCCUGCUGGCAUCUACCACCGUUUUACCACUGAUGAGAACAAUUAUAUUAAGGCCGUACGAUUGUUCCAGGAUGAGCCCAAGUGGACGCCCUUGAAUCGGGGUCCCGACACGGAUGUCAACAUUCACCGGAAGAGUUACCUGCAGACAACAGCCAGUGCGCCAGUCUCUGUGGCUUAA
Capronia epimyces CBS 606.96 is the source of this 537-nucleotide messenger RNA. RefSeq lists its product as uncharacterized. Bases 1 to 537 code for a protein of 178 amino acids. NCBI's taxonomy places the organism in Eukaryota, Fungi, Ascomycota, Eurotiomycetes, Chaetothyriales, Herpotrichiellaceae. The record is from RefSeq and is a predicted model, not a curated record. The transcript has 3 exons. Gene Ontology annotation, molecular function: acireductone dioxygenase [iron(II)-requiring] activity.